Bufo bufo (common toad) is the source of this 1092-nucleotide messenger RNA. RefSeq names its product protein Mis18-alpha-like. Gene Ontology annotation, cellular component: chromatin; chromosome, centromeric region; nucleus. The transcript has 5 exons. Gene Ontology annotation, biological process: chromosome segregation; CENP-A containing chromatin assembly. The record is from RefSeq and is a predicted model, not a curated record. Bases 113 to 616 code for a protein of 167 amino acids. Lineage: Eukaryota; Metazoa; Chordata; Amphibia; Anura; Bufonidae.
GCCGCCUAUAUAUAGAGGAAGCGGGUCACGUGGGCUGGUGGCGUCACCGGGCCGGUGGAGCUUAGACAGAGCUCUGGUAGUUCGGCGCGCGCUUUCUUGAAAACUGGCAGACAUGGCAGAAACUAGCCACGAAGAAAGCGCAAGCCUUGACGGGGUGGACUGCCCUGCUCUGUACUUGUGCAAAGUCUGUAGGAUGCCGCUGGCUGAGUCCGAGGACCUCUCGUCGCGAUUAGAAGGCGAUAAAGCCGUCCUGCUGAAAGCUGUCACAGAACAUGUGUGGAUUGACGAGAACAAAGCAGUUUCCACCUAUGAAGUGGACCUUUUCAGCACUGUGCAGGUUCUGUACUGUAAAGGCUGUUCCGCAGUUGUUGGAACAUUGUAUGUAGCUACACCGGUACUCCUAGACUUCAAGCGGGACUUGUUCCAGUUAAAUACAAGUGCUGUUACUUGUUAUUGCCUUAAUAACCCUCAAAAACAAAGAAUGGUUCGAGUGUCCGAGGAACUGACAACUGUUCCCUAUAUGGAGACACAACUGAAGAAGUGCAGAACUGUUUAUGGCUUCUGUGAGCAAGCGGUAACAGAAAUAGAAAAGAUACUUACUUCUAGAAGACUGUAGAAAUGCUGCUUGUCUGCCUGUCUGUGUCCCUGAUGAAAAUGUGGCGUUUUUAGGCAAAUCACAGCACAGAACUUUAUCAUCUAUGAAAACCAGUUUUUGAUGGAUCUCUUGUAUCUGUAAUAAUUUUAUUUUUUGUUUUAAUUUUUUUUGUUUGGGUUCAAAUAUUACAUGUAUAUAAUAAAAAAAAAAUAAAACUGACUUUAAACAGAAUGGUGCAAAAGGAUGCCUAUAGAAGUGAGCAUUUCCAUUUGUCAGGAUCCUGACUGAAAUUAAAGAGAUUUUCUGAGAUUUUAACCCAGGUCCCAGGUGUCGGACCUUCACCGAUAAGAUACUGAUGACCUAUCUGUGGUCCAUAAAAAAAAUAAAAAAAUUUGGGAAGCCCCUUUAAUAAUCAGACAAAUUAACGAUUAAAGGGAUUUUCCAGAAUUACUUUGGUUUUUUAGCAGACGUGCUCAUGUAGUUGCUUACCUCAUGUA